This is a messenger RNA of Anopheles bellator, 759 nucleotides long. Its product is annotated as transcription initiation factor TFIID subunit 10-like. Gene Ontology annotation, molecular function: RNA polymerase II general transcription initiation factor activity; promoter-specific chromatin binding. Bases 86 to 505 code for a protein of 139 amino acids. Gene Ontology annotation, biological process: transcription initiation at RNA polymerase II promoter. The transcript has 3 exons. Gene Ontology annotation, cellular component: transcription factor TFIID complex; nucleus; SAGA complex. The record is from RefSeq and is a predicted model, not a curated record. NCBI's taxonomy places the organism in Eukaryota, Metazoa, Arthropoda, Insecta, Diptera, Culicidae.
UCAAUCAAGCAUCAUUAGUGAAAAACAAACUUUGCUGGGAAAAUAUACAUUUCGUCGUUUCUUGCGAUAAAAGUUAGUAAACAAAAUGGGCGACAAUUUUGGUAUUCAUCGUGGAGCUGCUAAGAAGACCGCGGAGCCCGCUGAAGAUCGUACGCAGGGACAGAUUUUGAGCGAUUUUCUGGCUCAGCUGGAAGACUACUCUCCGACGAUCCCGGAUCCCGUGACAGGCCACUACUUGAACUCUGCUGGAUUCGAAAGUUCCGAUCCAAGAAUCGUACGGCUAAUCUCUAUCGCUGCACAGAAAUUCAUCUCGGACGUGGCAAAUGAUGCACUGCAACACUGCAAGACACGCACGAACAGUGCCCCGACAUCCGGACACGGUUCGUCGAAGAAUCAAAACCAAAAGUCGUCUAAGGACCGCAAGUACACGCUCACCAUGGAGGAUUUGCAACCAGCGCUGAACGAUUACGGCAUUACCGUCCGCAAGGCACACUAUUUUGUUUAGUAGCAUUUUCGAAAAAAUCCCUCUUCAAUUAAUGUUAUUAUGAAAAGUGAUCAAAAAGUAACUACGUGUGUCCGUUCUCUAUAUAACUUCCGUGCAACAUUCGUCUAAAUAAAGGACAGUUUCUUCGAUUAGCAAUGUAUUUGAAAUUCAACUUCCGUCUUCCGCAGCGAGUAGCUACGUACUCAUUUUGAGCGCAAUCUGGACUCUCUGGCCAAGGAGAUUUAUAUCUCUCAUUUAGUGUUGUUAUUACCACA